UUGGUGCGAGACGCAGCCGAUGUGGGCAGCAGACGACGCCAACGGCGAUUUACGCGUGGGAAGCAGUCCGGUGGCGCCGCCCCGCGCCCUUCUGACGAGUCUUCGCAGAAGCGCUCCUGGCGUCCGGAAGUUGAGCAGCCAGCAGGAUGGAGCGCGAGACCAAGCACACUUCCUGUAAUUGCCUGGAUUUUAACAAAAUGGCCAAGGUGAAGAAAGUGGUCGACGAAGCUCGGGAAACGAACAAUCCCGAACUGGACCUGGUCGACCGGGGCAUCACUUCAAUCGAAGAGAUCCCGGGGCUCUUUUCCCUGGCCAAUUUGACGAGGUUGACCCUGAGCCACAACAAGAUCAGAGUUGUUCCUGCCAGCAUAGCAAACUUGUACAACUUGGAGAUCCUGACUCUGUGCAAUAACCACAUCGUUGAAUUGCCCUCGUCGAUCUCGACAAUGCCAAAGCUCAAGAUCCUCAACUUGGGAAUUAACCGGCUGAGCAGCCUGCCGAGGGGCUUUGGGGCGUUUCCGGUGCUCGAGGUCCUCGACCUCACCUACAACAACCUCAACGAGCAGUCGCUCUCCAACAACUUCUUCAUCAUGGACACUCUACGGGCUCUCUACCUCGGUGACAAUGAGUUUGAGAAGAUUCCCCCAGCCAUUGGUCAGCUCAAGAACCUUCAAAUUUUGUCCGUUCGGGAGAACGACCUGGUGGAGCUUCCCAAAGAGCUGGGUCAACUGUCACGCCUCAGGGAGCUGCACAUCCAGGGCAAUCGCCUGACCCUCCUGCCCCCAGAGCUGGGCAACCUGGACCUGGCAAGCCACCGGUGCGUGGUGCGGAUGGACGACAACCCCUGGGUGGCACCCAUUGCCGACCAGCUCCAGAUCGGCGUGUCCCACGUCGUGGAGUACAUCCGCAGCGAGACGUACAAAUACGUGUACGGUCGCAACACCCACAGCAGCCUGUCUCCUCCUCCAAAGAAGGGGGACAAGAACAAGAAAGUGAGCAAAAAGAGAGACCACAACUAGCACUGCCCAGGCACCAACCAGUCCAGGACAACAACUCUUGGCAGGUUUGGAAACAUACUGCCGUAGGUUGAGUUUUGUUUGUGUAAUGCAUAAAGCUUCAUUUGUUAUGUCGAUAGAGCAAAUACUCUCUCAUGGCAAUGCGUGCCUAAUGGAAAACAAACUGCUCUCUGAUGCACAUACAAGCAGUCUUUGUGUGUGAGCGACUAGACAGAGCAAGUUAAAGGAAGAUCUUGUUUGCUUUGUUUAGCUGCUGAUCUCUUCUGUUUCUUGUUAUAGAAUAAACAAAGCUUGUCCAUACCAGUUCCUAAAGCUUUAUGGUAAAGUAAGCAGUUGAAGACACAUAGAAUAGUUUGAGGCCUCAUAUGGUUGUUGUCUGCAACAGUGCCCAGCAUGAUUGCUGCAUGUCGACGAUAGCUUAAACUUGUUACAGGCUUUGCUAAGAGCUUUCAAGUCUACUUUAGAAUGAAAUGUAUGGCACUGUUGGAGCACAAUAUCUUGCCCAUUUUUAGCCACUUCAAAUAUGAAGCAUUUACCUGAAUUUUUCUCCACUUUUAGACUUCAUCGAUGGCUAACAGCUUUAUUUCAUUGUUUCCUAUUAGUAAGCAUGGCCUGUCUAGCUUUAAAUUGAUUGUUUCUCAUGUUUCUACUAUGUCACCCAGGCUGUUAGAUCUGUCAAAGAUUGAUGAUUUCUGGUGAGUGUGGUUUCCAUAGAGUAGUGCCCGGUCUGAUUAGCGCUAGUGUGAGAACAUGAGAACAAGCUGUAAAUCUAAUUUGACCUUCGGUUAGUACUGGUGCUGGCUUUCAUUUCUGUAUGCAUUGCUGCGUACCAUUUCCCCAGUUUAAAGGACAGGUCUUUCAUGGUGUUGCUUUCAAGGAGGCUUUCAAGUAAAACUUUUCGAGAAUCGGCCCUGGUAUUCCUAUGAAAUACUUCUGCAUACUCGGCUUGCUGCUACUACUUGUGCUUUCAUAGUACAGGGUUAAGAAAAUACACUUUUUUAUAUAAGGCCUGUACAUUGAAGGCCAAAUAGCUUUUUAUGAAAAGCUAUAAGUCAGGCAUUGUCAUUUAAGAAGCAUGAAUAAAAAAAGAAAUUUCUAAAGUUGUAGAUGUAUAGUUCAUAGUUAUAAGCGAUGAUCAUUUGUGCCUUUUGAGAGCCUGAAAGUCUGCUGCCUUCCAUGAAAAGAUUAGCUACAGAUUCUAUUUUCUGGCAUGGAUUGUAUUCAUACGUUGUUGACAUUGUCUUCCGGAAGCGCCUGUGCCAAAACUUAACUGUUAUUUGUUAUGGAGGUACUUUCUGGCAUUUGUUACUUCCCAGGCUUGCCUUAGGCUUGCAGUUUCAAUAGAAACCAAAUGGGCACGCACAUGUCCACUCAAGAAAGUGGGCAUCUUUCGGACUGUUUUCUUCAUACUCCUGUAAUCUAUACAAAAAUACUACUGGAAUGAAUAGCCGUAGCUUUUUAUGAAAACAGUCACACAGCUGUGUGUGGCACCUUAACUUAUGUAUUUAAUACCUGUACUUUAGUUUUUGCUUAUGUGCUGUUUUGCUGCACAUGCUUGACCCUAGUGUGCUUAUAUGCACUUCAUCUAGCUUCAGCAACUGUUUUAUACUCUGAAGUGUGAAUAGCUCUUUGUUUAAGCUUGAGUAUGGCUUUUGAGGACCCCAGCUAGGAAUUUCUUGUGCAUUUUAGAAUUGUGAAUUUGUUUCUCGUGCCUCUUCAGAUAGCCAAAUGUAGUUGUUUUUUUAUUUACCUUGGACAAAUCAUCCCUAUAUUGUGCUGCGCUAGUGGAUACCUAGGCUUUUUCUACGAGGUGCAUAUUGUGUGAGACAUAAAGUCGAUGAAAAUGUACAGGCUUGAUUCAAUAUCUUUUUUUUUUUAGUUGGGGUUGCCAUAUUUUAUGCAAUAUAUUUUAGAAUGAGAGUGAUGAUAAAACAUGUAUCGUCACAAAAGUGCCUGAAUAUAGAAACAUUGAUGCUGUUUGCUUGUGCUCUGCAUUUUUAUUUGAUCUGCUGUGUUUACUAGUCUUGCAUAUGAAAUAAAUAUUUAAGCUAUUA
This is a messenger RNA of Ixodes scapularis (black-legged tick), 3070 nucleotides long. RefSeq names its product ras suppressor protein 1. The coding region runs from base 147 to 1019 and encodes 290 amino acids. Lineage: Eukaryota; Metazoa; Arthropoda; Arachnida; Ixodida; Ixodidae. The transcript has 9 exons. Gene Ontology annotation, molecular function: protein binding. The record is from RefSeq and is a predicted model, not a curated record.